UUCUGGAUGCUCUGCCCUUUGAGUUCAGAAUCAGUCUCGAUCAGAGGAGGAGCAGAGCUGGGUGCAAAAUAAUAAUCAUCUGUCCAGAAAGCCCGCGGAUUCCAAAGAAAUGUGAGUAGACUCGGCCCCACAGACGUCGGCGCCAUGUCAGACUUCUCUAGUGAGACCCUGAGUUCUUUUGCUGAUGAGGUCAAGAGUUCAGGCUCAUUCAUACCCUCCACCCAUGCCUCUGGGAACAAACCUGAGAGUGGAAAGGGAGCCAUAAGUUUGGAACUUCAAGAUAAACAGUCUGAACUGGCAGAGUUUAAAAAUAACGAAAAGUUAAGUAGACAAUGGACCAACCUCCCUAAGAGCAAAGAAAGUAACUCUGUACAGAACCAACCAGAUACCAAACUUAAAAAAGAAAUCAUUGUAGCAUCAGACCAAGAAUUGAAGGCGCUGCAGUCGUUCUGCGCAGUUAAGAUAAACCUGAUCUAUCACAGAGGCAACUCGAAGUCGGUACAAAGCAGCAGAAGUAAAAAGCAGCAACUCAGACUGCAUGGAGAGCGCCCAGAGAUGGACGCACAGAAAUGUACUGUUCCCGCCGAGAUUGUGAACAGAAUCUAUUUUAAAAAUGUCAGCGCAACUCUAAAACAGGUAUCAACGGUGAAGCAGCACAUUUCUUCGGAGUGUCACAAUUGUAACAGAAAAAGGGCAGAACUGGCUCAGUCUGCCUUCCUAAAGCAAAAGAAGACUUUCCUGGAGUCACUUUCACUCCAACAGAAAAUAGACGAGCAUCUUUACACCAGAGACUUUCUCACCUUGAUUGGAGAAGCCCACAAGUGCCUUCCGAGACUUUCAGAUGACCCGAGACUAAUCUGGAAAAGACUGAUGGAGAAAAGUCUGAUUGGAUGCCCCGGCUUUGAAAAGUCAGCCGCACAGCAGAUGUAGCAGGAUGGAAAUAAAAACUGCCACAUUCACCGUUUUGUCUAGCACUUCACAAGCCAUUUACCCUAACCAAAGCAGUGUUUACUAACAGCAACCUGUUGUGUGGUUAUGUGUAUGUAGUAUGCAAUGUGUUCUUGGUAUGUAUUUGAAUAAUUACCAGCACUUCUGAAGUCAUUUUGGAAGUUAAGACUUGGUUUUGCUUCUUCCACAGAUCUGAAGGCAAAGAACAUUUUUUUUUCUUUUUUAA
Molecule: messenger RNA, 1174 nt
Organism: Echinops telfairi (small Madagascar hedgehog)
Lineage: Eukaryota; Metazoa; Chordata; Mammalia; Afrosoricida; Tenrecidae
Gene: CUNH8orf48
Product: chromosome unknown C8orf48 homolog
Exons: 1
Coding region: 145-930 (261 amino acids)
Source: RefSeq, a predicted model, not a curated record